This is a messenger RNA of Cyprinodon tularosa, 1548 nucleotides long. RefSeq names its product nucleolar and spindle associated protein 1 (gene nusap1). Gene Ontology annotation, biological process: mitotic cytokinesis; mitotic chromosome condensation; establishment of mitotic spindle localization. Gene Ontology annotation, molecular function: microtubule binding. The coding region runs from base 169 to 1518 and encodes 449 amino acids. The transcript has 11 exons. NCBI's taxonomy places the organism in Eukaryota, Metazoa, Chordata, Actinopteri, Cyprinodontiformes, Cyprinodontidae. The record is from RefSeq and is a predicted model, not a curated record. Gene Ontology annotation, cellular component: microtubule; nucleolus; mitotic spindle.
UGCUUUGAAUCGGAGGCAAUUUUAACCGUCGGGCGCCGAGGUAGUACGAAACAAGCUGUUUGCCAACCGCCAUUUAACUCCUCAAAGACGACGAAGAAGAAAAUACAAACUACAAAAACAACAACAAUAACAAAAAGAAGUAGGCUAUAUUAAAGUCCAAACUGCCAGAUGAUCAUGGAUUUGGACUCCAUGAAGUAUGCGGAGCUGCGAAGCCUUGCGAAGGAGCUGGGACUAAAGGCAAAUAUGAAGGCCGAUAAACUCCUGAAAGCCAUCAAACAACACUACGAACAACAAAACAAAGCGCAGGAACAAGACAACUGUACUGUACAAGAUCCUCCAACUGCAGCUCCAGAGAGUGAGCAGGCGUUGCAGGAUGCUGUUGGUCAUGAUGAAGCUGCCAGUGCUGUUGCGUUUGUGAAUACCCGGCGGGGUAGAGGCAACUGUACAAAGAGAAAGAUAUCCUCUGGUGCUGCUGAGGUUGAUGGCCCAUCUGAAUUAUGCAACCCGCCAUCCAGUGCAGUGGAUAAGAAAAAAAGAAAGGUGUCCCCUGACAGGGACUCUGAAGUGACUGCACUGGAGCCCCAACCUGCUGAUAAAGACCAGCAGCAACCUAACUCCAGCGAGCAAAACUCCCUGCAUGCAGAAUCAGAAAUUCCACAUACAGAGAAGGCUCCAAAAAUGGCCAAAGGUGGCAGGAUCCCUCGUUACCAAGGGUUACAGCAGAAAAGCAAGACUUUGUUAAAACCCAACACUCCCAACUUCAAAAAGCUCCAUGAGGCCCAAUUCAACAAGAUGGAAUCCAUUGACAGCUAUGUUCAGAGGAAGAAAAAGCAGACAGAGACCUACAAAACUCCAGCGAAGGACCUGAAGAAGAAGUCAGAGCAAGCCUCUAUGUUCAGUCCAGGCCCCGUCAAGAAGACGCCCGCUGAAGAAAAGCGUCAGCACACUUUGCCUGUAGCCAGUAAAAUUCCUUCAAAAAAACCUGCUGGGAAAGACUAUGUUCCUUUCAGACCUACUGUCCUUUCUACUCGCAGGAUCAAUGUCCGAUUCUCAGAGGCUACACUUGAUAAUGAGUUUAAGAGAUCCCUGGUGAAGACCCCAGCUCGGAUUUCACUGUCCAUCACCUCCAGCACCCCCAAAAAAACAGCUGCAGAUGCAGGAAAGCCCGCCAUGGUCAAGACGUCAGGAUUCUCUGCCCAGAAGACUCCAGGACCUUUUGUUUUCACCGGAAACACAAGUGCGGUAACAACUCCUGGAACCCAAAAGAAACCAGCCUUUGAUCUGAAGGCCAGCCUGUCGCGGCCCCUCUGCUACAAACCUCAUAAAGGUAAACUGAAACCUUUCGGAGAGGUGAAGGAAAACGCAGCAACAAACACGUCUGUCUCCAAUCCUCGGCAAGAGAGCUACAAAAAGCCCAAAAUCCUCUCCAGGGACGACCGGAGAAACAGACAGCUGGAAACCCGGAAACAGAAAAAGGAAAGCAUGCUCGGCGCGAGGAGAGGACUUGUGAUGAUGUAGGCAGGGCGUGGUUCCGCUGAUGCUCACUGG